CCAAAAGUGACCUUAAACAGGCGUUCUAUUCAAUGUCCAAUGUUAUAAACGUGUAAAUAAAUAUAAAUCCUCACCGAACGUGAAAGUCCGCUAGCAUCCAAAGGAAGGCACUUUAGCCUAUUUAUUUGUCUAUCAUCUCAGAAGUCUUGUUCGAAGAAAAUUCGAAGGGUGGAAAAUGAAUCAGCCCCUCUCUUUAUCUCUCUCUUCCUCCCUCUCUUUAUCUCUGAUUCCCUCCAAGUUUUGUAUACCCCGGAGGAGACCCGGCGUUCUCCACUCGAAUGCGCAUGCUUCGUCUGCUCUAUCUCUAUCCAACCCUGUCCUUUUCAGAUCUUCCAUAAACCAGAGAAAAGCAAGUCAUAUCGUAGUUUCUUCUCCUUCUUCUUCUUCUCCUCGUCCUCGUUCUUCUUCCCUUGAUAUCGAUGCAAGCAGCAGUGACAUUGCAGUUGACUACUCUCCCUUUAUUAAAAUCUACAAAGAUGGUCGAGUAGAGCGAAUGGUAGGCACGGAGGUCGUUCCUCCAUCCCUCGAUCGCCAAACAGGGGUUGAAUCCAAAGACGUCGUUAUCUCCCCAGAAACAGGCGUGUCUGCCAGGCUUUACAGACCCAAUACCACCAGCCAGACCCGGAAAAAACUUCCUCUCCUUGUUUAUUUUCAUGGUGGAGGCUUUUGCGUCGACACUGCUUUCUCUCCCCGAUACCAUAGGUACCUUAACUCCCUCGUUGCCGAAGCCAAUGUUGUUGCUGUCUCUGUCGACUAUAGGAGGGCCCCAGAACACCCUGUUCCUGUUGCUUACGACGAUUCAUGGGAUGUGCUUAAAUGGGUUGCGUCCCAUGUUGGUGGUAAGGGUCCAGAUGAAUGGCUAAAAAACCAGCUUGUAGAUUUUGGAAGAGUGGUUUUUGCCGGGGACAGCGCUGGGGCUACUAUUGCGCACCACAUGGGCUUGAGAGUAGGCGCAGAAGGAUUGAGUGGUGUCAAGCUCCAAGGGAUUGUGUUAGUUCAUCCAUAUUUCUGGGGCAAAGAACCAAUUGGUGGCGAAGUGGCCGAGGCUGAGAAGAAAGCAAAAAUCGAUGCUUUGUGGCGUUUUAUUUUCCCAGCGACAAGUGGGUGCGAUGACCCGAACAUAAAUCCAGCUACGGAUCCCAAACUGGGGAGCUUGGGAUGUGGGAAAGUGCUGGUUUGUGUUGCGGAGGAGGAUUUGUUGAGGGAUAGAGGGUUGUAUUACCGUGAAUUACUGGAGAAUAGUGAGUGGGGAGGGGUUGUUGAGGUCAUGGAGACAUCGGGGGAGGGCCAUGUGUUCCAUUUGGACAACCCAGAUGGUGAAAAUGCUGUGGCUAUGCUCGACCGGAUUGUUUCUUUCAUCAAUUGGCGCGAGCCCUGAGAGACACAGAAACAACAUUGGUUGCAGUACCAGAAAAUUGGGUCCAUUUGGCUUUGGGUCAUGUGCACCCAUAUGCAUGCAAGGGUCGUUGUUUGGUAUUUGAUUGAUAUUGAAAGUAUAUGGUAUCUAUUCGACUAUUCAGCCUGAUUGAAUGUAUA
Molecule: messenger RNA, 1536 nt
Organism: Juglans regia (Persian walnut)
Lineage: Eukaryota; Viridiplantae; Streptophyta; Magnoliopsida; Fagales; Juglandaceae
Product: probable carboxylesterase 7
Exons: 1
Coding region: 176-1378 (400 amino acids)
Molecular function (GO): hydrolase activity
Source: RefSeq, a predicted model, not a curated record